Varanus komodoensis (Komodo dragon) is the source of this 2309-nucleotide messenger RNA. RefSeq names its product TLC domain containing 2 (gene TLCD2). The record is from RefSeq and is a predicted model, not a curated record. Gene Ontology annotation, biological process: membrane assembly; phospholipid homeostasis; plasma membrane organization. NCBI's taxonomy places the organism in Eukaryota, Metazoa, Chordata, Lepidosauria, Squamata, Varanidae. Gene Ontology annotation, cellular component: plasma membrane. Bases 582 to 1154 code for a protein of 190 amino acids. The transcript has 4 exons.
CCCCCAGGAACACCCCACACCCGUGCGGACCCCGAGGAGCCGGGAGCGCUGCACCGCUCGGUUCUCGUGCAAAGCAGGUGGGUGCACUUGCCAAAGACCUGAGCCAGCCGCAUGCAGAGCGCUUCACUUGCUCAGUCUCCCGGCCAAUCUGACGCCCGAAGGAGCCGGCAAGCGCCAGCCGGGAAGCCGUACGCCCCGGCGGGAGUGCGAUUUGGGGAGCGCGGAGGACGGGUUGGCCGAGCGGAGGUGCAGGGACUCCCCUGCGCCAGACUCGAGGCCACGGUGCACCUCGGGAAGGAGCGGGGCUGAGUGGGGGGCGCUGGGGGCCAAGCGGCCGCCCAGCCAGCAGUUCACACGGAAAGCCCGGCCCCCCCGCUAGCACAGCCUUCUUGGGACCUCCUGGGGGCAGCCAGAGCGGAACCCCGGAAGGGGCAAAUGGGCCCAAGCUUCGUUCCUCCCCAAGCCGCCUCCCGCGGCUUCUGCAGAGCCCCCCCUGCCCCCCCGUCCAGGGUACUCACUCUCCAUCGUACAUCUCGUCUUCCCGGCAGACCACCUGCGUCACGGCGGCGGCUUUCCCUUCCAUGCUGCCUUCCUGGCUGCGGCCCAGGAGAGAUGGCGGGUUCUGCCUCCACCCGCAGAUGGCCGAGGACCUGCUGGACGCGCACCCGCUCGCCGCGCACCGCCUGCUCGGCGUCUCGGUCGGGUACUUCCUGCAGGACUUCCUGGACAUGGUGUGUCACCAGAAGCUCCGUCAAUGCUGGGAACUGCUCUUCCAUCACUCUGUGGUGAUCGCCUGCUUCGGCUUUGCAUUCCUGGUCCACCGAUACGUGGGCUUCGCCAUGGUGGCGCUGCUGGUGGAGAUCAACUCUAUUUUCCUGCACCUGCGAACGAUCCUGCGGAUGGCCGGCCUGGCGAACACCCCCUCCUACCGCCUCACCAGCCUCCUGAACCUGGGCACCUACGUGGUGUUCCGCAUCAUGACGCUGGCCUGGAUGAUGCGCUGGCUGCUGCUCAACCGCGAGAGCAUCCCGCCCGGGUCCUAUGCGCUGAGCAUGCUGGGCAUGGCCAUCAUGACCCCCAUGAACGUGGUCCUUUUCUUCCGGCUGCUCCGCAGCGACCUGCUCGCAUCCAGCUGGCAUGAGAAGGAGACGUAGCGGCGCUGGGCUCGUCCGUGGGGCAGCUGCAGGCUCCGUGGGGCGAGUGGGGAGAGGCCGGGCAGAGGAGGGGCGCUCAUGACCCUCCUUCUGGGCUGCAGCUGCCCUGGAGCACCCGUGGCUGGCGAUGGAAAGGCAGUGGCUGCCUCAAGGCCGACUUUCCAGAGAACCUGGCAGCCCAGCAGCGCCUUCUGGGUGCUGGAACGACACCCAGAGCCGCCGAGGACGGCCCUGCAGAGGCUGGCGCAGAGGGGAGGCCCAGGGCUUGGGGCCCGGUGCGAUGCCUCACCCCACGAAAGAGGCCCUGCUUGCGGCACGGGCUGCCACGGCUGGGGGCAGGGGAGCGUCCCAGUGGCAGGAGCACCCAGGCCAGCUGCCUCCCACUCUUCUGGGCUGGCCAUGGCUGGACGGUGCCUUAGGUCCUGGGUGGGAAGGCUGGGGAGAUCGUCAUGGAGGGGCAGGGAGCCAGGAUCCCACUCCCGCCCUGUGUGCUGCUGGCCUGUUCUCCCCCUUCCCCCCUCCCUCCCGGCCAUGGAGCUGUCAAGGGGCAAAGGACACCUCCUGCACCUAGGCAGUGCCCGGCUGUGUUCAGAAGCAGCAGCACUGCCCACCGCCGUCCCGCUGGCUGUGCAGACUAGUCUGAGCCGUUCAACUCCAGUUCACAGCCUCACGGCUCUGACGCUGAGCGGCAGUACCCUAAAUCCACUAGGAUCCAAGCCGCUCCGAGGCCCGGCCAGGUCACCACAGCAGCACGAAGGGAAAAUACGUGUGGAGAAUUUCUCUGCUUUUGUAACGAAGUUGUGCUUACGCAAAGUAACUACAUAAAAAGCCAAGUGAGUGCCCUGCUUGGAAGUGCUGUGGCAAAGAAGGCCUCUGCAGGGGAGAUGGGAAGGGGGCUCUGCGAUCUCGCAGGUGGGGCCGUAUCCCCCUUCUCCUUCCAAACUCACGGGGUCAGCGUAGCACUGCAUGACUUGGGCAUACAAAAUUCGGAAGUGAAUGUGGUACGCAGCAAUCAACGUACUUUUCUGCACAGACAUGCCUGGGUCCCUGUGAAGCGGGUGCCAGGCCCCGGAGAAAACGCACCUCUACACAAAAGCGACGGUGUGGUAAUAUAUGUAUAUAUAUUAAUAAAGAAUUGAACCAGACUUCACAAAA